AUGCCCCUUCCUAGAGAGAGCUUCGACGGCAUCUACUUGGACCUGUCCAAGGAGAGCGGCAAGUGCAGAUUUGCCGAGAGCGGUCUCGGUUGGAAGCCCUCCGGCGGUGGCGAUACCUUCACUCUCGAUCACAGCACAAUUGCCUCGGCGCAGUGGAGCCGAGCUGCCAAGGGCUACGAAAUCAAAAUCCUCAACCGAGACUCGCGCAUCAUCCAGCUCGAUGGUUUCCAACAAGAGGACUAUGAGCGUCUUGCCAAGCUCUUCAAGAACUGGUACAGCACCGCGCUCGAGAAUAGGGAGCACGCCCUGAGGGGAUGGAACUGGGGCAAGGCCGACUUUGGAAAGGCUGAGCUGUCUUUCAACGUCCAGAGCCGCCCUGCGUUCGAAAUCCCCUACUCCGAAAUCUCAAACACCAACCUGGCGGGUCGUAACGAGGUCGCGGUCGAAUUCUCAGCUCCCACGGACAAGAACGAUACUGGCACUAAUGGCCACUUGGGCGGUGCGCGCGGAAAGGGCAAGAAGGCGGGUGCCGGCAAGGAUCAACUCGUUGAGAUGCGGUUUUACAUUCCCGGAACCGUCAAGAAGGAAGUGGAGGGCGACGAGGCUGGUAGCGACGCCGGCGGUGAAGAGGAGAAGAACGCCGUCACCCUGUUCUACGAUACCCUGAUGGAGAAGGCCGAGAUUGGCGAGACCGCAGGCGAUACUAUCGCUACGUUUCUGGACAUCCUCCAUCUCACACCCAGAGGUCGUUUCGAUAUCGACAUGUACGAUGCGUCUUUCCGUCUCCGUGGUAAGACGUACGACUACAAGAUCCAGUACGACGCCAUCAAGAAGUUUAUGGUGCUUCCCAAGCCAGACGAGACUCACGUGCUUCUUUGCGUUGGCCUGGACCCGCCCCUGCGCCAGGGUCAGACAAGAUACCCGUUCAUCGUCAUGCAGUUCAAGAAGGACGAGGAGGUGACGAUUGAUCUUAACCUCACCGAGGAGCAAAUAGACGAGCGGUACAAGGACAGACUUCAGCCUCACUACGAGCAACCCCUUCACCAAGUCAUCACCUACAUCUUCCGAGGACUUGCCAACAAGAAGAUCACGACGCCUGCCAAGGACUUCCAGACCCACCGCAAUCAGUUCGGUAUCAAGUGCUCGAUCAAGGCCAGUGAAGGCUUCCUGUACUGCCUGGAGAAGGCGUUCAUGUUUGUGCCUAAACCUGCGACGUACAUUGCCUACGAGCAAACAGCGUCCAUCACAUUCUCUCGUGUUGGAGGUGCCGUUUCUGCGCUGUCAACCUUUGAUAUCACCGUGCAGAUGAAGAACGGCGCUGGCUCAUCACAGUUCAGCAAUAUCAACCGCGAGGAUCUCAAGGGGCUCGAGGAGUUCUUCAGACUCAAGGGAUUGCGCGUUAAGAACGAAAUCGAUGAAGAGACCAACCUCAUUGCUGCAGCCAUGCGCGACCAAGCUAUGGACGAUUCGGAAGAGGAGGUUGUUGGUGCCGCCAAGGCCGACCGUGGCUCAGCUGACGAGGACGAAGAGAGUGUCGAUGAGGACUUCAACGCCGAGAGUGAGAGUGACGUUGCCGAAGAGUUUGACAGCGACCAUGAGAGCUCUGGCUCAGGCAGUCAAGAGAGCGACGUGGAUAACGACGACGGCGACGAUGGCGAGGAUGACGAAGAAGAGGAAGAGGAGAGGCCCAAGAAGAAGAAGAAGACGGGUUGA
Molecule: messenger RNA, 1713 nt
Organism: Colletotrichum paranaense
Lineage: Eukaryota; Fungi; Ascomycota; Sordariomycetes; Glomerellales; Glomerellaceae
Product: FACT complex subunit pob-3
Exons: 4
Coding region: 1-1713 (570 amino acids)
Cellular component (GO): FACT complex; nucleus
Molecular function (GO): histone binding; DNA binding; nucleosome binding
Source: RefSeq, a predicted model, not a curated record